GAGGAUUUGCUGCAGCAAUAACCACUCCAUUAGAUGUUGCAAAAACUCGUAUAAUGCUUUAUUCAAAGUCUACUGGCCCUUUAGCAGCUCCUUUUCAGAAAGUUCCUAAUGUAACUGAAACCUUAAGUGCAGUUUAUAGAGGAGAGGGAAUUCAAGGAUUAUUUUCAGGUGUAACACCACGAGUAACAUGGAUUACUAUAGGUGGAUUAAUUUUCUUUGGAGUGUAUGAAUAUUCAGUAUACAUACUAGAUAGAAGAUAGACAAGUAAACCAGGCAUAGUCCAUUAAUUUUUCUACUCACAUGGUUUAAAAUAUAGUUGCCUGCUCAUCUGGUGAAAUAAAUGCCACUGCUGUCAAA
Messenger RNA from Frankliniella occidentalis (western flower thrips), 357 nucleotides. RefSeq names its product S-adenosylmethionine mitochondrial carrier protein-like. Lineage: Eukaryota; Metazoa; Arthropoda; Insecta; Thysanoptera; Thripidae. The record is from RefSeq and is a predicted model, not a curated record. Gene Ontology annotation, molecular function: S-adenosyl-L-methionine transmembrane transporter activity. Gene Ontology annotation, cellular component: mitochondrial inner membrane.